CAACAGCUAGGGGAAUAGUGAAUAAUGUAGUAUAAUGUAGACUACUGCAAGGAAAUGUUAAACCAUACUUUGGGGUAUGGGUUUCAGCGUGAUUGAAAAAGUUAUGAUGUGCAGGAGUAUCUUUCAAAAUGUGAGUCCAACUUUACAGGAGAGAAGCUUGGACAUAGUACGCGCAGAAGAAGGUCAUGACGAAUGAGAAUCUGUUUCCACUUUGCAUCUUAGGUUUCUUUACGCGUGUGUCUCUCAAGAAUGUGUGUGACACUGAGAAAAAUGCCAGAGACACUAGAACAAGCACCAUAGCGACUCUAAUGUCCAAGUACAUUAUAAAGCUGUGAAAAUGCACGCACUUACCAGCCUGUCAAUGGUCAGUUUGCUAAGUUUUGGCCACCUAUCCAUGGAAUGGACCAAGUCGAAUCAAAUCAAGGAGCACACUCAAAACGAUGCCUCCAUUACGUUUGAGCCAAAGCAACCACCACACAUCAUAUUCAUUCUGACGGAUGACCAAGGCUUCAAUGACAUAGGCUAUCACAACCCGGACAUUAGGACUCCAACCCUGGAUAAACUUGCUGCGGAAGGGGUGAAGCUGGAGAAUUACUAUGUUCAACCUAUCUGCACUCCGUCACGCAGUCAGCUGAUGACGGGCAGAUACCAGAUCCACACAGGGCUUCAGCAUUCCAUCAUCCGGCCACGUCAGCCCAGCUGCCUUCCCUUGGACAUGACCACGCUCCCACAGCGAUUGCAGGAAGCCGGCUACGCUACUCACAUGGUGGGCAAGUGGCACCUGGGCUUCUACCGGAAAGAGUGUCUGCCCACGCGCCGCGGAUUCCACAGCUACUUUGGAUCUCUGACGGGCAGCGUGGACUACUACACAUAUGGCUCCUGUGACGGUCCCGGCCUGUGUGGCUACGAUCUCCACGAGGGGGAGACGGUGGCCUGGGGCCGAGGAGGCAAGUUCUCCACACACCUCUACACCCAGAGGGUUCGCAAGAUCCUGUCCACCCACCACCCCGCCCGCCAGCCACUGUUCAUGUUCCUCUCUCUCCAGGCCGUUCACACGCCCCUGCAGUCGCCCAAAGCCUACAUCUACCCCUACCGGGGGAUGGGAAAUGUGGCCAGGAGGAAGUAUGCCGCCAUGGUGUCAAUCGUGGACGAGGCCGUGCGCAAUGUCACCUACGCCCUGCGCAAAUACGGUUACUACCGCAACAGCGUGCUAAUCUUCUCCACCGACAACGGUGCCCAGCCGUUCACCGGGGGUAGUAACUGGCCCCUCCGCGGGCGUAAAGGGACCUACUGGGAGGGAGGGGUCCGCGGGGUUGGCUUCGUCCACAGCCCACUGCUGCGUCACAGACGGAGGGUUUCCAAGGCCCUUCUGCACAUCACUGACUGGUACCCCACCCUGGUGGGUCUAGCUGGGGGGAACGUCUCACUGACCGAGGGUCUGGAUGGCUAUAACAUGUGGCCGACCAUCAGCGAGGGCACAGAGUCUCCGCGCCGGGAGAUCCUCCAUAAUAUCGACCCUCUCUACCAGCGCUCCAGCCUAGCGCCUGGAUCUGGUCAGGAGGCCCAGCAUGUGUGGGACACCACGGUUCAGGCUUCCAUCCGGGUGGGGGACUGGAAGCUGCUGACAGGGGACCCAGGCCAUGGAGACUGGAUCCCACCACAGGUACUGGCCAACUUCCCAGGCAGCUGGUGGAACCUGGAGCGGAACGCCGGGGGAACAGGGAAGUCUGUGUGGCUCUUCAACAUCACGGGCGACCCGUACGAACGCAGAGACAUGGCACAGCAGAGGCCUGAUGUGGUCGAUCAGCUGUUAGCGCGACUUGCCCACUACAACCGCACCGCCGUUCCCGUCAGGUUCCCGACCGAUGACCCGCGGGCCAACCCAGACCGCAACGGGGGGGCCUGGGUACCCUGGGUCGGGUCGGACAAGGACGAGCUGAAGUGGAACGGCAUCUAUAAGAAAGGGAGGAAUAAGAAGAAAAAGCUGUGCAAACUGAGAUCCUUUUUCAACAAACUGAAUCUUCCAGAGAAGAUACUCCCCCACCCAGCGGGCCGUGAACACUCUGCCUCAUCGGCUCUCACUUCGGGUAGGACAGCAGAAGGGGAGCAGCGGCAAAGGCGGCGACAAAGCUUGGAGGCUGACGCGUGGCCUUAA
Messenger RNA from Esox lucius (northern pike), 2155 nucleotides. RefSeq names its product arylsulfatase family, member Ib (gene arsib). The record is from RefSeq and is a predicted model, not a curated record. Lineage: Eukaryota; Metazoa; Chordata; Actinopteri; Esociformes; Esocidae. The transcript is spliced from 3 exons. Bases 338 to 2155 code for a protein of 605 amino acids.